Molecule: messenger RNA, 2809 nt
Organism: Mytilus californianus (California mussel)
Lineage: Eukaryota; Metazoa; Mollusca; Bivalvia; Mytilida; Mytilidae
Exons: 17
Coding region: 112-2796 (894 amino acids)
Biological process (GO): proteolysis
Molecular function (GO): metalloendopeptidase activity
Source: RefSeq, a predicted model, not a curated record
ACAAGUGUUAAGCUUUAAAUUGGGUAUAAUUCAUAAAGCAUCGGUACGAUAGAUUCAGCAUGUAUAACGUGUAAACCAUCCGUACUGUUCGUAUGGAGUUAUAGAGACGAAAUGCAAAUCUUAAUCAUCAUAGGUGUACUGUUAAUUGCGAGGAGCCAAUGUUUCCUAAAACUCCCAUUUAAAGACAAAAUUCAAUAUCACGACGUAAUAGAUAUUGAAAUAUCAAAUGAACAUCGACCUAGAAGGUCUACAGACAACUUAAACCAUAUAGAAACAUAUGACCUUGACUUUGAAGUAGAAAGGUCAAACGUUAAGCUUCACCUUGUACGCAAUGACAAGAUUGAUACGAAUGUUCCAAUCUAUACCAUGAAACAUGGUUCAACGAAAAAAUACAAUGGACGUGAAAAAGAGGAUUCCAUUUUUUAUCAAGACGUAAAGAAUGAUGCAUCAUUUGUGGUUCAAACAGAUCUACAAGGAAAACAAAGCAUGUUUGGAACGUUCAGCUUUGCAGGGGAGGAAUAUAUUAUGCAGACUUCUCCACAAAGAAACAAUACAUUUGAUGGAAGAUAUAAAAAUGUUCAACUUAUAAAAGAACGUAAAAGAAAUGUACAAUUUGAUGACGUUUUCAAAAUAGGUGACAGUUUCAAACAUCAGACAAAAUACCACAGACGAAAAAGAGCCACUGGAAGUCAUCAGAUUGAGUUACUAAUAAUUUGCGAUUAUGCUAUUUAUAGUUAUUGGUACGCUAAGAGUGACAAAUCUACAAUACAGGAAAAGGAAACAGACGCCCUGACAACAGUUCGACAGUAUUAUGCUUUUGUUCUCAACGGGAUGGACGCCAUGUAUAAAAAUAUCCAAACAUCAUCUUACACAAUAUCUGUUUUAUUUACUGGAAUUAUUAUUUCUCAGACACCAGGUGACGCUCCAUGGACAGAGAAUAUUAAAGAUACGUCAUUUACUCCGAACAGAGUCGAUUCAACUGUUGCUUUAGGGAAUUUCCAGGCAUGGGUAAAGCUACAAACCGGAUUACCAGAUCACGAUCAUGCAAUGCUGUUUACCCGAUAUGAUCUGACAGCUUCUGGAUUGACAGGGAAUGCCGGUCUCGCUUUCACUAGUGCUGUAUGUUCGGAGAACAGUCAAUCUAUAGUAGAGGAAGCAUUUGAUUUUGUUGUCAUUACUACAGCAGCACAUGAAUUGGGACACUGUUUGAGCGCUAGCCAUGACGGCUCUGGAAACCUGUGUAGUCCAUCUGACGCAUAUAUAAUGGCAGCAUCUAGUAUGCCACAACAAGGGGCCACUGCAGCACAUCCUUGGAUUUUCUCUUCGUGUUCUACAGAAUAUUUUACCUCAUACAUCGAUCAACUUGAUUCGGCUAAUAACAAUUGUAUGAAGACAUUAAGUACAAGUUUCGACCCGACAGCCCAGUCUCCUUACGACCAGUUUCUGGCAGGACAAGUAUAUAAUGCAGAUAGUCAAUGUGUACAGCUGCACGGAGAUGGCUCAUACUUGUGCAGGGAACAAUAUAACGGCGAUUUUUCGACCAUAUGUAAUAUUCUUUGGUGUUACAAACCAGACAUUUCCCAAUGUCAGUCAUCGAUUGCAGGGGAAGGAACUCAUUGCGGCAAUCAAAAGUGGUGUGUUUCUGGCGUGUGUACCCAGGAUGUUAAAGCCCCCAUAGGGAACGAGAACUGUUUGUAUGGUGACAGGAAAGGUAUUAUAUUUAGUAACCUUGGCUGGACAUGCGCAGAUGCGUAUGCUAACAAUCCAAGCCUAUGUUCUUCUCAGCCUAUUGUGUCUCUCUUUUGUUGUGGUUCAUGUUUCCCUGAAACAACGACUGUGUCUCUUUCGACACAAAAUUAUGUGACUAGUACAGUACAUGUUACAACAAUGGACUCUGAUACCACUACAUCGUUGAAAACAACUAUAAAACCGGAAACCACUUCCGAAACUAAAAUUACAACAAUGGAAACAUCUAAACAACCAAAAACUACAACGUCCGUAAUUCAUACAACAAAGGCCGAUACUACAACCCCUCAAUUAAUAACGACCAAAACUUUUACAACUUUAAAUGUUGCAACAACACCUAAAUCAUCAACAGAGCACGACGAAACUACAACAGCCACCUCCACAACAACAAAAACAGAUUUUGUAACUACAACUGACAGUAUAACUACAAUAGCGGGAUUAACAACGACACAUGAAAAAACAUCAGUAUUAACAACAAAUCGGGUUAAAACUACAACAGCUGUUCCAACCACAACGGCACAAAAAGUUGGAACAACCAAAGCUGUAACUACAACAGGAGAAUUAACACCGACACAGAAAGCAACAUUAGUGUCAACAGACAAAACUCAGCAGCCAGAUACAUCUUCUGUCAAUGUAACUGAUGUUGUAGAUAAUACGAAUGGUAUUAUAGACCCAGUCGUGAUAGGAGUAGGCAUUGCAGUGUUUGGUUUAACCAUCCUUGGCAUUGUUAUAGUUUGUCUAACAGUGUACUAUAGAAGACGUGGAAAACACUCCAAAAACCAAAGUCGCAGUACAAAUGACUUUAAAAAGUCUGUAGAGCCAGAUUAUUAUUCAUACAACAACCCCUCAACUCCAGUUAUGGCUUAUGAUACAAUGUCAGGACGAUGGCAUCAGAGGGUGUUACACAGAGAACACUAUUCACUGCACGAUACAUAUAAUAACCCGUCGACAAUCUCAAAAGGAGGAAUUAGACCUGUCUGGAAUGCACAGUAUCAUUAUCAAGAUGCAGAUUCAAAUAUGGACGCCUAUAAUUAUGUAAAUUUUUAUUAAAUCUCUAACAAUG